Messenger RNA from Spea bombifrons (plains spadefoot toad), 1368 nucleotides. RefSeq names its product vomeronasal type-2 receptor 26-like. The transcript is spliced from 4 exons. Gene Ontology annotation, biological process: G protein-coupled receptor signaling pathway. The record is from RefSeq and is a predicted model, not a curated record. Lineage: Eukaryota; Metazoa; Chordata; Amphibia; Anura; Pelobatidae. Gene Ontology annotation, molecular function: G protein-coupled receptor activity. The coding region runs from base 1 to 1368 and encodes 455 amino acids. Gene Ontology annotation, cellular component: membrane.
AUGGCGAUCAGUUACGGAGCAUCAGACCCCAUUCUCGGUGACCGUGUGCUUUAUCCAUAUUUUUUCCGGACGGUUCAAGACGAUCAGAUUCAUUAUAAGGGUAUUGUGAAGUUGCUGAAAUAUUUUGGGUGGAACUGGGUCGGAAUAAUCACAUCAGAAGAUGAAAACGGUGAGAGGGAGCUCCGGGAACUGAGCGUAGAGCUGGCCAGCCAUGGCAUCUGCAUUGAGUUUGUUAUUCAGAUACCGGAAACACAGCAGAAGCUGAAUAUGGCUGCUAUUGAGAAGGCAACCAGCCAGGUGGUAAUCGCUUGUGACCCGAUUACUACUUUUCUCCAGGUUCCACGCGCUCGUUGCAGUGACCGUUGUCCACCAGGAUCCAGGAAAAUACGUGGUGAAGGAUAUCACACCUGCUGUUACGGCUGCGUUUCAUGCUCAGAAGGAGAAGUGUCCGAUGGAACUGACAGCAUUGCUUGCCAAAAGUGUCCUGAUGAUGAAUGGCCAGACAAGGCAAAAGUAAAAUGUCUUCCCAAAUCAUACGACUUCCUGUCCUAUGAAGAGGAUGUCAUGGCCGCCGUUUUUUCCUUCCUCUCUAUUUUAUUUACAUUUAUAACUGCCCUUAUUUUGGGAAUCUUCAUUUUGUUUUGGGACACUCCAAUUGUCAGAGCCAAUAACCGGAACCUCAGUUUCGUCCUCCUGGUCUCCAUCAUGCUGAGCUUCCUCUGUGUGUUUCUGUUCCUCGGUCGUCCUGUGGAUAUAACCUGCAUGCUGCGACAAACAGCUUUUGGGAUCAUCUUCUCUGUUGCUAUGUCUUGUAUACUUGCGAAGACCGUCAUGGUUUGCAUUGCUUUUAAUGCCACCAAACCAGGAAGUUACUGGAGGAAGUUUUUGGGAGUAAAAGUACCUAAUUGUAUAGUCCUGAUUUGUUCCUCUGUCCAAGUUUUGAUAAGUAUUAUGUGGUGGUCUAUUUCCCCCCCAUUCCAGGAGCUGGACAUGCACUCUUAUCAGGGAAAGAUCAUCAUUCAGUGUAAUGAGGGCUCGGUUAUCGCCUUCUACUGUGUCCUGGGUUAUAUGGGGCUUCUGGCAGCUGUUAGUUUUAUUAUAGCUUUUUUAGCCAGGACAUUACCGGACAGUUUUAAUGAGGCCAAGUACAUCACCUUCAGCAUGCUGGUGUUCUGCAGCGUUUGGAUUGCGAUGAUCCCGGCCUAUCUGAGCACCAAAGGGAAGAACAUGGUGGCCGUAGAGAUUUUUGCCAUUUUGGCUUCAAAUUCUGGAAUACUGGGAUGUAUAUUUUUCCACAAAUGUUAUGUUAUUUUAUUAAAACGUGAAAGGAAUGCUAGAAGAGGUUUAUUUGGGUACAGUCAAUCAUAA